Messenger RNA from Cheilinus undulatus (humphead wrasse), 3099 nucleotides. RefSeq lists its product as uncharacterized. The record is from RefSeq and is a predicted model, not a curated record. The transcript has 5 exons. NCBI's taxonomy places the organism in Eukaryota, Metazoa, Chordata, Actinopteri, Labriformes, Labridae.
AUGGUGCUCUUCAAAUACUCGCCCCAGCAGCUUCUCAACCUCAUCUCUUUCUCCACUCCAACCUGUCUUACAGACAUUAAAUCCCUUGGCCUUCUACGUCGUCCUCGUUUUAUCCACAGAGCACAGAAACAAAAGUUUGUUUACUCCAGCCACGCCGUCCCCACAGUCCACCCAAACGACUACUUCACACUAAAUCAAGCAACCCCACCUGGCUAUGUGUAUAUCCAAAAACCUCGCACCACUGGUCCCGGUGGGGGGCUGGCCGUGAUAUAUAGAGAAGAUUUCCAGGUUAAGGAGCUACCAGCACCCAGCACCUCAGCUCUCGAGUGUCUAAUCAUCUCUCUCACUGGAUCAGCUCUGCUUCAGAUCGUCCUCAUCUACCGGCCUCAAAAAGGAACUACCACCUUUCUGUCUGACCUGUCUGAGCUCCUCACCUCUGUCUGCUCCAGGUCUUCUUCCAUACUUCUCCUUAGAGACUUCAAUAUCCACGUUGACUCCACCAGCUGCACACUCACCUCCGAAUUUCUAUCACUACUGGACUGCUUCAACAUCACACAGCAUGUCCAAGGACCCACCCACUCCAAAGGUCACACACUAGAUCUUGUGUGCUCCACUGGUCUCACCCCAUUCAUUCCACAAUGCCUGGACCUAGCCAUCUCAGAUCACCAUGCUGUUUUCUUUUCCAUCCCCACCCCCCUCCCCAGACAGCUUACAAAACGCAACAUCACUUUCCGCAACCUCAAGUCAAUAAGUAUCCCAGCCCUCAAGAACAUGUUAGCUACCAACCUGACCACUACACACACUAUAACCACAGUUGAUGCCCUGGCAAAUCACUACAAUACAGCACUAUUCCUCAGCCUGGAUUCUCUCACCCCUCUGAAGACUCGCUCAGUCUCCUUUACCCACCCAGCCCCCCGGUACACUGCUGAACUCCGCUCCAUGAAGGCUUCUGGCCGACAGCUGGAGAGACUUUCUAAAAAUUCUGGCCUCACCGUCCAUCUGGAGGCCUAUAAAGACCAUGUGAGCUCCUACAAAGAAGCUCUCUCCAGAGCAAAGUCCAGCUACUACUCAUCCCCCAUCAGUGACCAGCAAAACCAUCCCCGGAUGCUCUUCUCCACAAUAAAUCGCCUUCUCUGCCCCAUUGACAGCCUUCAUCCCCCAGCCAACUUCGACCGCUGCACUGGGCACCUGCAGUUUUUCCAGGAUAAAGACACCGCUCCUCCGCCUCACUGCCGUCUUUCCUGCUUCACACCUGUGGACCCUCUCCAAGUGACCGAAUGGGUCAAGAAGGCCAAGGCAUCCACCUGCUCUGUCGACCCCAUGUCUACACCACUGGUGAAAGCAUCUCUGUCUGUUCUGUGCCCCAUCAUGGUAGACAUCAUCAACACCUCAUUAUUAUCUGGAAUUGUCCCCUCAUCCUUUAAAACUGCCUCAGUAACCCCCAUCAUCAAGAAGCCCGGGUCAGACCUGGAGGACCUCUCCAACUAUCGACCGAUCUCCAACCUUCCCUUCAUCAGCAAAAUUCUCAAAAAAGCAGUCGCUGCCCAACUCCAGCAACACAUGUCCAACCAUGAGCUCCAUGAACCUCUUCAAUCAGGAUUUCGCACUCACCACAGCACUGAGACCACCCUUAUCAAAAUAAUCAAUGACCUCCUCACAGCUGCAGAUUCUGGACACAUCAGCCUCCUCAUUCUCCUUGACCUAAUCGCUGCCUUCGACACAAUAUCCCACACCAUCCUUCUUGACCGCCUGUCUCACCAUCUUGGCAUCACUGGUACAGCUCUCUCCUGGUUUCACUCAUAUCUUUCACAAAGAAAACAGUUUGUUACCAUCGGCACCUCUCACUCAUCCCCCGCCCCAGUUAAUCAGGGCGUGCCUCAGGGCUCUGUUCUUGGACCUCUCCUUUUCACCAUCUACAUGCUUCCCCUUGGACAGAUUAUUCACAAACACGGUCUCAGCUUCCACUCUUAUGCAGAUGACACCCAGCUCUAUCUCAGCACCAAACCAUCCACUCAGCUCCCUCCCCACUCCCUGGUAAACUGCCUCCAUGACAUCAAAGCCUGGAUGACAUCUAACCAACUCAAACUCAACAGCAAUAAAACAGAGGUGGUAGCCCCCAAAGCGUUGCUGCAGAAGGUUGGAGAUCUCAUGCUCGAUGUGGACAGGACCUCCAUCUGUCCGUCCUCUGAGGUCCGAAACCUGGGCGUCAUCCUGGACUCCACCCUCUCCUUCCAGUCCCACAUAAAGUCUGUCACCAAAUCUGCCUUCUAUCAUCUCAAGAACAUCUCCAGACUCCGACCAUCACUCCCUGAUUCUGUGGCUGAAACACUCAUUCAUGCUUUCAUAACCUCCCGCCUGGACUACUGUAACGGAGUCCUGUCUGGAGAUCCCAGCAAAACCCUGGACAGGCUUCAGUACGUCCAAAACUCUGCAGCUAGAGUUCUCACCCGCACUAGACCCCGGCAACACAUCACUCCGACCCUCAUCCACCUCCACUGGCUCCCUAUCAAGUCCUGUAUCAACUACAAAGUCCCCCUCCUCACAUACAAAUCUCUCCAUGCUCUGGCUCCCCAGUACCUUUCUGAUCUCCUCCAUCCAUACACACCAUCCCGCAACCUUUGAUCUUCAGACCAUGGCCUACUUUCCAUGCCCAAAACUAAACUCCGAACCUUUGGAGACAGAGCCUUCGUCACGUUGACACUUGCCAGCGGAAGGGGUUCAGUGAGAGUCUGUGUUUUGGUCCUGGUGGACCUCAGCUUCUUGUCAGAGGGGAGGGCCUCAAAAGUCCAUGUCUGGGGUGAGAGGGGUCAGCUGAAAAUUUACCUGCAGGCCUCAGAGUCCUGGAGGUGUACAGGUCAUGGAGAGAUGCUGGUGUACAGGGAGAAGAGCAGAGAAAGAACGCAGCAUUGGGGGGAGCUGGUGCUGAUAGUUCUGCUGUCAGAGACAUGUUUCCUCAGCUUCACCUGCUGCUUCCUAUGGGACAAGAAGUCUGUGAUCCACCUGCAGGUGGAGUCAGGAAUGUUCAUCUGGGAGAGCUUGUCCUGGAGCAGAGCCAGGGUUAUUGUGUUUAAAGCAGAGCUGAAAUUCACAAACAUUUAA